ACUUGCGAGCAGGUAUCAUUAUGGUGGGGUUUGGCCGGAAGAAGUCGACGAGCAACGCGGGCAGCGACACGGCGCUGGACCGCAAGGGCAAGGUCGACGGCUCGAGCCUCCUCGACGGCAACGGUGACCCGACCGGCGGUGCGCUCUUUGGCGCCGAAGUCUUUGACAAGAAGGUCAAGCGCGAGUCCAACAACGACGACGACGACGUGGGCCAGGAAAACAAAAAGCCCAACAAGCGCUGGUUCCGCCUCCCAGGCCUCAAGCGCAAGUAAGCGCACGGUAUUUUAUGUGGCGUCCCUUUAUGUGCACAGAUAUCUGGUCUAAUGCGAUCAAUAUACCCCACGAUUCUGACUUGAUA
Saprolegnia diclina VS20 is the source of this 358-nucleotide messenger RNA. RefSeq lists its product as hypothetical. The transcript has a single exon. NCBI's taxonomy places the organism in Eukaryota, Oomycota, Saprolegniomycetes, Saprolegniales, Saprolegniaceae. Bases 21 to 272 code for a protein of 83 amino acids. The record is from RefSeq and is a predicted model, not a curated record.